UUUUUCAGAACAUUCGACUCAGAUAUUGUUACCUACAUAUAAGCAGUUGUUAGAUAAGAGUGAAAAAUCCCUUAGUUCAUUUCAAAAACUAGAUUGUACAAUAUGCAACCCAGAUAUAAAAGAUUAUUAUAGUAUUUCAACUAGAAUUUUAGAAUUAAAUCGUAAACUUCUAGGAAAGAUUAUAUUAACACCACAGGGUAAAAAAUCUCUAAGCCAAGGAAGAAUUGUGAUCAUUAACAACAGUUCCUACAGAAAUAUUGUUGGUACUAUCCUAAAACCUUCCUCCGCAAAAAAUGAAAAGUCAUUUUUGGUUUUUAUGCUCUUAGGCGAUAACAUGCUGAAUGCUGAAAAAGCUCCGUUACCGGUCACCCGAGUUUUUAUUCCUGAUGUAAAUACUUGUUUUGGUGAAAUCAAAUCUCUUCAUUACACGGAUCUUGCCAUCAUUACAAAAUCCGUAAUUAAACUGGACCCUGAGGCUUUAAUAGAACGAGAUCUUCAUGUAACAACUAGAAUAACACAAGAGUUGUGGCGUUAUGCGAUGGAAACCCAAACGGCUGGAAUUAUUGAAAAUGAAUGGACCAAAAUAAAAGAUUUUGAAUUUCAAAAAAAUUUAGCAGAAAAAAACGAAUUGAUGAAUAAAUUGCUCAAUUUCCAAUGCAAUAUAUGUCCUGAUUUUACCGAACAUUAUGGACAUGUCCAUGAUGAACGACUCCUUGAACUUAACCAUGAAGGUUUAAGGAGCUUUAUGUUGAACCAAAAUCUUGCAUUAUUACCGGAUUAUACUCGAAGGACUAAAGUACUGGAGAAAUUACAACAUAUUGACCAAUAUGGCACCGUACAACUAAAGGGACGUGUCGCAUGUGAGAUUAAUUCAGCUGAUGAAUUAGUCCUAACCGAACUAAUCUUUGAAAAUGCUUUCGCUGAUUAUGACUAUUCGGAAAUUGUAGCAUUGUUGUCUUGUUUUAUAUUUCAGGAAAAGCUGGAAGGGAAACCAGAACUUAUUCCUAAAUUAGACGAGGGUAGACAAAAAAUUUGUGACUUCGCACAAAAAGUAUAUGAAGUACAAAAACAAUUUUAUGAAUGGUCAAGAGGGAAGGAUUUCAUAUAUAUAAAAGGUCUCACUGAAGUAAUGGAAGGUUCAAUUGUUAGAUGUAUUACUCGAUUGGAUGAAACAUGUCGUGAAGUAAAAGACGCUGCAAAAAUAGUAGGAAAUUUAUCAUUAUGUAAAAAAAUGGAAGAAGCACAAAGUUCUAUAAAACGCGAUAUAAUAUUUGCUAAAAGUCUGGUACGUAGUGAUAAAAUUUUAAUUCUUAAAUUCUAA
This is a messenger RNA of Racocetra persica, 1321 nucleotides long. The record is from the annotation of a GenBank genome assembly. NCBI's taxonomy places the organism in Eukaryota, Fungi, Glomeromycota, Glomeromycetes, Diversisporales, Gigasporaceae.